Molecule: messenger RNA, 25025 nt
Organism: Lymnaea stagnalis (great pond snail)
Lineage: Eukaryota; Metazoa; Mollusca; Gastropoda; Lymnaeidae
Source: the annotation of a GenBank genome assembly
AAUAACAAACAAAAUGGCUGCAUCGCCUUCUCUAUCAGAAGGAGAGUUCCACCGUAUGCAGGUAUAUUUUUAAAUCCAUACUUAAUAAAUUAAAUAAGUGUACAUUUUACAAAUUUAACAAAUUAUUGUAUACAUUAAUUUCAAAACACACAAAUACAAAUCAAAAUUAACUGAAGAGAAAUAUGCUGAUAUGCCCUAGCCCUAUUUCUUUCGAGCUUCUGUUACUUUUUUCUAUUAUUAUUAUUUUUAUUAUUGUCAAUAAUUGUACAAACCACAUUCACACUAAUUUAGGUACUUAAAUACAAUUAUAAAAAAAAAAAUUGAAAUAAUUUUUGUAAUAAUAAAGUUAGUUAGAGCAAAUUUCAACCAAAAAAAAAUGAAACCAGAAUCAACUUUUUAGCUUAACUUAAGACCUUAAGUCAAGUACUUUUCGAGCUACUAAUUUUUAAAGUGUGAGUUCGUUUGGUAUUUUUUACUAUGAUUGGACGAAACCUCCACAUCUUAUAGACAUCAAUGACUAUAUACUUUAUAUAAGGCAGCGCAUCCCCUAUUACUAAAAUACUGUUUAGAGUCGACUUAGUUUAAACUUUCAACUUUGACUUUGGCACAUGAAUAAUUAAUUAAAGCUUUCCCUGACCAAUAUAGUUUAAUAGUUUUUGCACACGGCAAACUCUUAUGAAUGAAACUCUGAGGUAGUACCACGAUGCAGCCAUUAUGCAAGUAGCUAUGAAUGGUUGCCAAUGACAACAUGUUGCACACUGUAAAUACUGAUCAUUUAUAAUAUGGAUUCUACCGGAAUUUUUAAACCUCAAAUUAAAACAUUUCAGUUUAAAUGUCUUCAAUAUGCAUUCUGAAACACAAGUUAUUAAAUAUUUUGAUGUAAAUAGUGGUAAUAAUUUAAAAAGGGGGCGUGGUCCACACAUGUCGAAAUUAGACUGAGCGAACUGCAUGACCUGCUGCGAACCUGUAGAAACAUGGCUUCUCUCAUAAAACACAUAUGGCUGUGAAAAUUGGCAUUCAUGUAGAUCAAUACAUGCCCCAGAUGCAUAAAAAAUUUGGUAGUGACAUGUCUUUUACUUCAACUUAAUUUUAAUGGUUGAAGUUGCUUUAUAUUCACCAAGGAUUUUCUCAAAGCUGACUGAUUGUAAACGAAAAAGAAAUUGAUUAAAACGUAGGCCAAGAUGUCCUCUAAAGAGAAAGGCUGGAAGAGGAACACAAGUCUGGGAUAUAGUAAUUAUUUUAUGAAUGAAAUAGUUCCACUAUCAAAAAAUUAAAAACUCAGAUUUUCGCGUGCCGACGCCUAUUUCCCAUAAAAAUUUUUUAGUAGGCUCCCUUGCUUCAUCGAAGUACCUACAUUGAUUUCAAACAAAACACACAAGUACUAAUCAAAAUUAAAUGAAGAAAAAUUUUAAAUAUGCGAUAUGCCCUAUUUCUUUCGAGCUUCUUUCACUUUUUUUAGUAGUUGUAGACAACUAGAACUUUUAGUUUUUAGUACUUUUGAUAAAUAUUUGCACAAUUUACAAGUUUAAAAAAUAAAAGUUGGGACAACUAUUAUAAGUUAAAAGGACGUUGGAUAAAUUCCGCUAAAUUAAGCUAAAUGACUUCUGCAUCAGACAAUACAAAACCAAUCCAGGAUGGGAAAACUAAAAUUGGCUCUCCCCAAACAAGAUGAAUAUAAAUGGCUUAAAACUUUAAACUUAAAUGAAAGGCAGUGUCUACACGUAUAUCUGCUGCACUAUUUGACCGCCGCAAGAAUACUUUAUCUAGAUAUUCGUCCAGCGACCAAGUCACAUGACCACUGUAACAAAGUGGCACGAGAUAUUUGUCCGUCAGCCUUGUCACGUGACCGCGAAUGAUUCAAAGCUAUUGUUAAUUUUAAAAUCUAUUUCUCUACCAAGUAAUUUGCUGAGUAUCUUGCAAACAAAAAAUAGAAAAAAUACUUGGGUAUAUUACCAAAACGAAGUGGGGGUUAAUCAAUAAUGCAUUCUGGAAGGAAGCAAUGCUGAGAGGGAGAGAGAAUUACGGUAAAAAAAAAUCUAAUGCUAAAAAAAUAAUUGUGAGGGUGAUAACUAAUAAAGUUUAAGGCCGGGAGGCCGAUAGUUCACAAAGAAAUAUACCCUAUAUCUUAAUAUAGGGCUGAUAUAGUGGUAGUCUAGCCUACUUCGCAUGCAAUACUAAAUCCUAAUCCUGAAAUACAACUUAAUUGACAUAGGUCUAUUGAAGUCUACUGGUCUUAUGUUAUUUUGUUCAUAUUUUAAAUUUAGGCUUCAAGGUAGAGCUUUAAAAGAUGUAUUAACCAAGACAAUGGAUUUUUUCUUUGAAGAGUCGGAAUCAAAUAGACUAGUAAUAGUAGUAGAAAUAGUACUACUAGUUAGAAUAUAGGCCAAUUAGUUUAAUAUUCAGUCAAACACUUUAUGUAUCUCAGAGCAUUUGAAUAUAUUAAAAUGUUCAGCAUUUAUUUAUUAUCUAGGGAUCGGAAUAUCAAAUGCAAUGCAACUAUUUUGCCGGUGACCACUUACCACAUGACCUGCCAGAAUAAUAACGCCUACUAGUCAUCCGGCGGUCACGUGACAUGCCUGCGGGACGUAUAUCUCACAUAGUUAAUGCGGUGCUCUAAAGUGUCUGCCCUGGAUUGUCUGAAUUUACCUCAGUAGCUUACAGUUUAGACCCGCCCUAGGUGCAAGUUACUGGCAUAGGAGUAAGAGGAUGGAGGAGCAGAAGACUGCACAGGGGUAGGGGGGGAAUUUUUGUUCCCUGCAUAUUGAUCAAAUAUAGGAUAUAUCGCAUGUGAAUACUGUGCAUAUUCUUGUGGGUUUUUAGAGUGAGAGGCAGCAAAAUCCAGAAGAGCCCUGGAUGCCAAAAAGUCUAGCUCUCUUGCAAUAUGUACACAUAUUUUUUCAUUGCUUACAUUAUCUACGGCCAUUGAAAAAACGUUAAAAAAGUAAUAUGUGACUAAUUGCUUAAUUGUUUAUAAAAAUGCGAUUAAAGAAUAUUAUUUAAUUUCAUAAUAUUUACUUACCCUGAACCUGCCAAAGAACUACAUACAAAUUGUAUCUAAUGCUACCUUGAUACCUAAUACUAGUUAGCUGAGUUUUAAAAAAUUCUCUGAUUUGCUCAUAUUUAGCUGCAAUUGAUUGAACUGAGGACAACAAAUUAUGAACUUGAGGGGAAAAAUAAAAGAAUUGAGAGAGGUAAGGUGAUAGGCUUUUAUUCUAUCUAGUAAAACCAUUUCUUUCUUUUUUUUAAUCAUAGUUAUUAUUGAAAGAAAGUGGUUAAGUCGUUUAAAAAAAGAACAGUUAUUAUCAUAAUAAUUCUAUUACAGUAUUUACAGUUCAGCACACACAAAAACCCAACAAAAGACCAGAAUAGUUCUUAUAUUAUUUCUUAUUCAUUUCAUUUAUAGGCAGAAAUAUGGCAAGUUUUUCAUGAUUGAAAAUUAACUCUUUACUCCCCAUACUAACAUAAAAAAAAAGGAAGAUUAUAUUUUGUGUGUAUAUAUAUUACUAGUUGGGGCAACACAACCAAGUUGUGCAUGUAAAAUACUGCCAGGUCAUUUACAGGACAAUUGAGUCAUAAUUGAUCAUCAAGAUGUCCUUUUAUAUGCAUUUGGUGUGUACAUUAUUAGGUGCAUGAUGGGAAAGCAGCAAAUGAGAGCAGGGCAGACAAGAAAGAUCCACUCAGGAAUUAUCACUAUACAUUUUUAUCAUGAUCUUUCGUUCCCACAGAUUUGUCAGAUGCCAAUGAAAAGUUAGAGAUACUAGAUAAAGAGCUUGGUAAAGCUAAACAGGUAACUGCUUUAAAAGACAUUACAAAUUAGGCAACAAUAUGAAACAUAGUCAUUAAUUAAAAGCAAAAUAAAAAUGUUAGAAAACGUUUAUUAUAAAUAAAAGUAUUAAUUUUAUAUUGCAGGCCAUCAAUAAAAGUAAGAAAGCUAAGGUAAGUUGCAUUUAGUUUAAAAAGACGCUGAAAAGAAUUUAUAAAUGACAAAAUAUUUAAUAUUUUAUCCAAGGUUAUAUGUUAAAAAAAUAUAUCAUUGCACAAUAUACUUCACAAAUUGUUAUAAUUUUAGAGAUAUUUAACAUUAGAUCCUAUCCUAAAUAUCUUAUCUUAUCUUAACUAUUCUAGGAUGUGGAGCUUCUUAUCCAGGAGUCAGAUUCCUUACAGAGGAAGCUGCUCAGCCAAGAGGAGGAGUUCAGACUUCAGAACCAGACUCUUAUGGAAGAGUUGAGCUUAGUAAGUUCCAGAAUUGCUCUAACUGAACUUUGUUAUAUGAAAGUUAAACUGUACUUUUUACCCUAAAUAGGGUAAAUAAAGUUAUUUUUUUAUCUUCUUUACAAUUCAUUUCAAGUACCUAAUGCAAAUUCUACUUGGUAUUUGAUGUAGUUUACAAUAACCCAUAGGAAGGGUGAAUGGUAUGUAAGCACAACAUAUGUGAAUCUUUUUUUCCAGUCAAGCUAUGCUACCUUAAACUACAGCAGCCAUGCUCCCCUAACAGUCUUUUGAGUUACUUGUAAAACUUGCAUUCCGGGUGACUAAAAUCUCAUUGAUAAACAAAAGCUACUUAAACUUGUACCGGGUAUAUAAAGAGAUCCAGAUCUCAGAUUUUCACAAUAGAGGCUAACAAUCUAAAAAAAUGCAGUCAGAGUUAAAUAAACCUUUCUGUCUUAAUGAAAACUUGGUUCAUGCAAUUUAAUUAUAAUUUGAAGAGGAAGAAAAAAAAUAAUACCCAUUUAUUGAUUUUAACUUUGAUCACAAUCUUCCUCUUUUUGUUUGUUGGAGACUAUGAAAUCAGUAUAAAUAACAAUAUAUGGAAGCUUGAAGUAUAAUAUAAAACUAUCAAUUUAUUUAAUUAAAGUAAUUUGAUACGCUAUAUUGUUUUGACAGUUGGUCUCUAACAAUGAAGAACUUAAGAAAGAAAUAGACAACUUGAAGUCUGGUGCCACGUUUGCACCUGAAGAAACUGUGCAAGGUGCAAGUGAUGAGCUCAUUAGACUUCAAGCUGAAAACUUGGCUCUUCAGAAGAAUCUAAAUGGUUAGUUUGGACUUACAAUGCAUCUGUAAUCUCUAGUAACAUAGAGCCUCAUUAUUGCACUACUUUAAAAUCAAAGAGGCCCCCAUGCCAAUUUUAUUUUGUCCAUAAACUCUGCAACACGAAUGGCCAGGUUGUUCAUUUCAACUGUUGUCCUUCAUUUGUAACUUGAUCUUCAAAUUUAUUUUUAUCUCAGUUGUCAUAGUAAUGAAGAAGUACAUCAAUCUUACAUUAACAAUUUUCUUUUAUUUUUUUUUUUUUUUUGGUAAUUGUAAAGAUCUUUAAUUUUUUCCUAAUUUAACUAAGAGACUCAUGGAAUUAUGUGCUUGUAACAAGUGUUACUUACCUAGACAACUUUUGGAAAGUAUUUAGACAUGGAAUAUCAAGAUGACAGCUUACAUUUUUUGCAAUGGAAUUAUAUUUUAGAUAUGAUUAAAGAUAAGUUGAUACUGGAUUGUAGUCUUUUGAAAUCAAAUAUUAGAUAAGACUCUCUGAAGCUGAUAAAAUAGAGGUGGAAAAGUGUGUUUACUCUUACAACUAUGUGUGUAUUCACUCCUGGCAUCGUCACUGACCUCUUAAAAAGAUUUGACAUCCCCUCCCUCAAAGACUCACGAGAAAAGCUCCGUUUAACAUUCCUCUAUAAAGUGGUCACGGGGCUAGUGCCGGCCAUCCCAGUUAACAUGUAUCUCCCCCACAGAAGCCAGGUCACUUAAUCAGAGCCAAACGCUCAAUAAACACUAACUUCACCUCUGACAACUCCAUGAGCAGUUACACCUGGAACAAUAGUAAAUGCUUCACUGUGCCUCGGUGUAACACAGUCCAAUAUAAACAAUCAUUCUUUCCACGAACAAUAAUUAUUUGGAACCAAAUGGACAAUGCUGCCGUGGACUCGACAUCAAUCGAGAGUUUCAAGGCUGCCCUGGCACCUACUAGGAGCCGUUUCCCAAACCGUUGCACUUAUGCCAGUAUAUGGAUGCAGCAACGUACCCUAUCAGAAUCAGAAAAGCUUAACUGUACAAUUUGAAUGGAAAAAAAAAUGUUAUAAGGUGACGAUCAAUGUAAGUUUAUUCUUAAAGACAACAUGACAAUUUAUGUAUUUCAUUGUACCCAAUUUCUAGCUUACUUGGUGGUGUAUUGAUUGUCAAACAAUAUCUAUGUAUUUUUGUAUGUAGCUCUACAAGAUAAAGUAGACAAAGAAAUACUAUCAAAAGAUGAAGGACAACAUCUUGAGUCAGACAGUUCUCAAACAAAUAAUUCUGCACACCCAGGGUAUGUAGCAUUUUUUAGUCCCUUUAUUUUUGUACAUUUUUUUGGGGGGCUUAUUAAUAUUGACUAGUAAUGGUGUCAUGUACUUUGACAAUUUGAAGGAAGGGGCCUAAUGCAAUCUUCACCCUAGUUCACAAGUGAAAGCUAUCUUGUCAUAAAUGUAAUUCCAUCAAGCUUAAUUCUUUUUUUUUUUUUUAAUAUCUCCAGCCAAUUGUUAAAAAAUUAUGUUAAAAUUGUUGUUACGUUCUACUUUCAUAAAAGAUUAAAAGUUUAAAUACUAACUAACUUUUAACAACUUUAAUAAAUUUAUGGUAAAUUAUAUGGCAGAAAUAUUUUAUGUAACUUUCUCUUUGGUCCAAAUCAUAUUUGCCCAUUAAUUAACAUCUUGUUACACAUUUUCCAUCAAACCUUUAAAAGUAAAUAAUACAAGCAUAAACUCUUCACAUGUCUACUAGGCAAAUGAACAUACAUUAAAUUGUGCUGUACAUUUUUGUGAUGUCAUCUAUAUUUCUUAAUAAGAGUCUAAUGUUGUUGAUUUUUUUAGAUAUGAUAACACUGAUGGGACUGAAGAUGGGGAAGGAUUAAGAAAACCAGGUUGGUUAUCAGAUUACGAUUAUAUAUUUUCACUGCCCCUUGUGAAUUAAACUCUUUUGAUCAGCAGCAUAUCUUCUUUGGGUGACUUAAACAGAACGUUUAUUAGUAUGAGUGUGUUUACUCAGUGCAGCACUUUUUGCCCUUAUAUAAGUCUUUAAACUAUGGGUGAAGCCUACAAUAGGGAUAUGGCAAAAUCAAUUAAUAUAAUUCUCAAUGUAUGAAAGAAAGUAAGGAGUAAUGGUUUGUUGAAUAGCUUGCAAAAUAAAAUUCCAGAUAGCUACAAUAAAAUGAGGAUUUUUAACAAUACUGCUAGUGCGUUUGGUGGGGAAUAUUUUCUUUUGUUUGUGACAAUAGUCUCAAUUUAAAGAUGAUGUAAAUAAAUCUACAGUGUAGAAGUGGGGUGGGACAAUUGAAUAUUAAUAUAGUUCAGGUGCAUGAAAAAAAUUGUGCAGUGGCGUCCCUGUGGUGGUGUGUGUGUAUGGGUUUUUUGUGUAUGGGGGGGGGGGUGUGUUAGCAUUAAUUGGCAUUCUAGAUUGCAUGUUUUGUCAGGUAACUUAAGUAUAUAGGAAUUUCAAGCAUUGUUUCUGCCAUUGUUUGACUGGUUAUAACUAGUAUUAAAAUUUUAAAAAAGUAGCUAUUUAUAUUUAUGCCAAACUUUAAGGUGUGCUGCCUAAUAUUAUGAGCAGGCAUAUACUUGAAACAAUACAGUCAGAUAGGUUGUGUGGUAAAUGUACUUUUGGCUGCAAGUCAUGACAUGCCAUAUUAAUCAAUAAAUGGGGUCAAACCUUCGUCCAUUCGUAGUGUUUUUAACAGCUAAUUUAUGCUACUCAUAAUAUUUUAAAGACAUUUUCAUUAGUCAAAAAAUAAAAUUUUUUCACUGGGUUUAUUUGCGUGGUUCUUUCUGCCGUCAUCACUUAAAAGUUUACUACGUUUUUGAUGUUCUGGAUUAAAUUUAACUGAAGCCAAUUAUCCAUCCCAUUCACAUUUUACUAUUCAUCUUAAGCUAUGUACAUUCACAUUGUUCUGUUCACCUUGAGCUAUGUGCAUUCACAUUGUUCUGUUCAUCUUGAGCUAUGAACAUUAUCAUUUUAAUGUUCAUCUUGAAGUAUGUAUUUUUUCCCCCUCUGUCUGCAGUUCAAAGCUCACCGCCCUCAGAUCAAGGAGAAGUCAUUAAAAGUUGGUUUUAUGUUUUACUAAUUAAUUUGUAUGCAUUUUUUGGCCAAGUGCAUGGUCAUCUUUUUUUAAAAAAAUGGUUAACAUUUUAAAAAAGAAAGAUAAUGAUGUAACCGUACUAUCCUUAUGAUACUAUUGUCAGAAGGGACUAAUAAGUGGAAACCUGUAGAAAUAUUGGAUCAUUGAUCUUAAACAUUAUUGUAUAAUUUGAAUUCUUCAAAUUUAUUGUUAAAUAUUUCAAUGGAAAAUACAGAACUGUGCCUUGAACUGGACACAGAACGAGAAGAAAAACAUCUACUUAAAACACAGCUGGACCAGAGAAAGGUAUCAAAGUAAAAUUGUGUAAACUGGUUGAGUUAAAAAUCUUUAUCCAUCUUAUUUUAUAAAAAAAAAAACACAUAGUUUUCAGACCAUGAAGCCUAAUGAAUAAAUAACAAUGUGUUGUAAUAUAAUCAUUUAAUUGGUGUCAGAGUUUUAUUCAUACUUUGUUUCGUUUGAAUCUUGCAGAAAGAAAGCCAAGAACAAAUAGCAGCUCUCCAAGAUGAAGUAGAAAAGGUGAGUUUUUAAAACCUUGUUUAGUGUUAUCGUGGGUUUGCUUUAACAGGUUAUGGAACCUGCAUUGUACUACUGGUUUUAAGAAAUAUCAUAGUAAUAUUGAGUUGCAGUGACAGCACAUAUAAAUAUGGUGUUUUAAAGAUUAGAUGGUUUGAUAACCCUAUGCAUUCUAGGUAAAAUAACCAGAAAACUUUCAUUCAAAAGGUUUUUUUUAGAUCAUAUGAAAAUCUUGCGAUGCGUCUUUAGACUUUCGCAUAAUACCAAUGUAUUUCUACACAUCAAUUGACAACAACUGCCUUGAAUAAUAAGUGUAUGAAAGAUGAAAUGAUUUACUAAAGAGUUUUGGAGCUUUACAAGUGCCGGAAAAUAAAUCUCAAAAGAAAUCCUUAACAUCUUGAUUGAUCAAAAUAUUUCUAAGGUCUGACCACAUAGGUCAAAUCGUUACGAUGACACAGGGCUUCCCAAAUACUGUGACUGUUUAAAAUGAAUUAUUCUAUCAACAUUAUUUGUGCCAGAAUGUUUUUGUUUUCUAGUUUAUGCAGACAAAAAGAAAAAGAAUAUAAUUAUCGUUUUAAAAAAAAAAAAAGCUGCCUUUCAGUGUUCUAAUUAGUGAAACCAGUUUUGUUUUUGCAUUGCAGGCAGCAGAUAAACUCAAGAAAAAGCAAGAGAGGUGAACAAAAGAGAUUUGCCUUUUUUAUUUUUAGUGCACUUACUUAACUUUUAGAGACAUGGUAGCAGUACAUGGUAGCAGUAUAUGGUAGCAGAUGGUAGAUGUGCGGGCUACCCAGUAUUAAAAAAAACUUGUUUUGUAUAGAAUUUUUACACAUUUCUUUAUGUCUUAACCUCAAUACUGUUACAUACUUAUGUUAAAGUUAAUCAAAAGAAUAGUUAUUUUAAAUAUAAUUACAGCACUUCAUUCUUUUCAAAAAAUUGCACUGGCAUGAAAAUAAUAAAUAUUGUUUUAAUUUAUUCAAGAUGUGUGAAAAGCGUCCAUGACGUUUACUCUGUUCUUUGUGUCAUGGUCUCAUCUUUAGAAUAUGAUCUGAGACCAUUUCAGAAGAAUCCUCCUCUAACUAAUAACAUUUCUUUUCAAUGUUUUUCAGCUAUUUGCAGCUUCAUGCUGAGAAGGAAACGCUGUUCAAAGAAACAAAGUACGCACCAGUAAUUACAAAUUAGUAGGAUUUAGUGGCAAGUUGUUUGUUGAAGAAAAAAUGAAUUAUGCAUUGAUCUUAAUUUUUUGAAAUUAUUUUCAAUGUUAAAGUGAGAAAAUUAGUUUUGACUUUCUUUGUAUAGUGCUAAACUGGAGGAGAGCCAGGCAGCAAGGGAUAGGGACCAGAAGUACUACAAGGAUCAAAUUGCUAAACUUCAGGUUGAGAUAGAGCGGGGGAAAAAGGUAAAGUUUGCAAGAAAUCAACAGAUUUUUUAUGUUUUUUUUUUUUGGUGUUUAUUUUUUUAUGGCUUACAGUGGUUUUCAGUCCAAGUUAUCAGGACCAGCUCUGUUCAAAAGUUGUUUUCCUGCAUGUGUCCUGUUUCUUUUGAUGACAGAUUUCCUCAUUAAAUUUCUUUGUCUUUAGGAAAUUGAGUCUCUGCAUGUUACAAAAGAUAAACAGAUUGAAGAACUCAAGCAUCAUUUAGCAAAUCUACAAACCCAGGUAAACACACUAUGUUGAUGCUUACAGAUCACAUAGGGCAUAUUUUGUAUGACAAGUAUAAUACCAGUACUAAAAAAAUAUUCAAACCAUUACUUCAUUGUACAAGCAUUGCAAAAAAAAAUAAUAAAAUCAUACAUAAUUGAAAAUGCAGUGUUUUUAUAUGGCCUGAAAUUAUCAAUUCAUAUUUUUGCUUAGGUUGACACAUCUGGAAUAGUAGCCAGUCAUCAGCUGCAAGAACAGAGCGGUAAAUAUUUGGCAGAAAUCACAGUUCUACGAGACAACCUGUCAAGAACAACGAAAGAUAGGGAUGAUCUCUAUGCACAACUCCAGGUAUAAUUAAUCAACUAAGGCAUAUUUAAAAAUGCAUCAGAAUAGCAAGAGCUUGAGAAAUAAAGUGUUUUACUGUACCUUAAAAUUGAGACACACCUGGUAGUGCACUUUACCUGAAUGACCUGAGGGUUCCAUUGAUUAGUGAUUUUAUUUUUCUGUGGUGAACCAUCUAUUUGUUGUACUCGUGCUAAUUUCAUUUUUGGCUUCAUUUCUAAGGAAAGCCGUCGAGUGGCAGAAGAUGCUGUCAGUCAAAUGCAGGCCGCUCUGGCAGAAAGAGAUACACAAAUAUUGUCAAUGCAGGAAGUCAGCAAGGUAUCUGCCUUUUAAUUUAUUCAUUCAUUUAACUCUUAACAUCACUAUCUGUCUGGCUUUCUCAAUAUGAUGAUGCAACCUCUUAAUUUCACUUCUGUGAAUGACUUGUGAGACCUAUUCAGGUAUGCAGACCUGGUUUUUCAACUAAUUUGGCGUUCAGUGAACUAUUUUGAGAUGUAUUUUACGCUGGGUUAAAAAAAUGUAUUGCUUUGGUUUCUACCAUUUACAUUUAAAAACAAAAAAGCAAAAAGCUUUUGUGUCAGGGGAUCAUCCAUCAAUUAUUACGCACUGAGAGGGUAAAGGGGAUGGAGUUGUCUUAGAAGUGUACAGGUGUGCAUAGAAAGGGGGAGGGGAGAUAUCAAAUAUUUUUUAAAGGCUAUGAAAUAACCCCACCACAUUUCAUAAUGAUCGUCAUAUUGUUGCUUUGUGUUUUCUCUAUGAACUUGCCUGAAACGGCAACAGUAAUAUUUAGCACAAUUCAGUUCAAUUAUGACAAAUUUAGGCAACAUUCACUUUUGUUUGCUUCGGUGCUGUAUGAUGUAAUUUUGUGACAUAAUUAUUUCAUUCUUUGGCUGAAUGGCUGCCAUUGCAAAAAUGGAGAAAACUGUGGAUUUAAACAUUUAUUUUAUGAAUUCUCAACUGUUCCGCUAAGCAGCGUUAGAUUUUAUAUAUUUAAUAAGAUCUUUUAAGCUGCAUUGAAAUCUAUUGUUAGAAGUCACUAAGCAGCUGUACAAUUUUACUACCCCAGUUUUGGUGUAGCACGUUUCUUUCCUUCCCCCAAUAAAAUUAUGAUAGUUAUUAGACUACAAUAUGUUAACGGAAAUUAAAAUCAAGCUCUUAGGCUUAAUGCAGGGAUGGCCAACCUGUAGCCCGCCACAUCACAUAUUGUGGCUCACAGGAUGUGUCACAAAUGAACUUAUUUCCUCAUUUAGUUGGCAAUUAUUUCCAUGUUUGGUCAUAAAUGCAUAGGUGGUGUAUAUAUAUACAUACAUUUUGUCACCAAUCCAUAUGUUACUGGUUUCUUUCAACAAAAUCUUUUAUACAUUCAUGCAUCACACUCACACCAUAUUGUAUGAAAGUCCUUUUCCAUUAGCAAUGUAAACUUUAAUCCAGAAACAUGUAUAUCUAUCAGGCUGUACAAUGAAUCAAAUGCAUUUUUAAUGCAGCUCACUAUCAGUAGAAGAAUAACUUAACAACCUUUCUCCACAAAGUUCUCUCAUCGACUGCUCAACGAAAUACUCAUAACAAAAGACAGACUCUAAACACAACAUUACAAUUACCAUGAGAUAAGUCACAAUACUUCACAAGCCCUAAAAGCGGGAAAAGCAUUCAUUAACUAAAAUGCCACACAAGAGCAUGUCUGGCACAAUAGAACUCAAUAUUAAAUUGGUGGGCAACAAUUACUAGUGCAUACCCAUACUUGUCACCCACCCCCACUUUUGCUCUUUUGACUUCGGUGGACGUCCUUGAUUUCUGCUCAUCCCACCCCAUCUUCUUCUAAGAAAGUGUGAAUUGAAGGGCGCCUUUUUUGUUGCACAAAAGCACUGUAUAUAAAUAUACAAAUGUCAGUCAUCUGCUUUGAGAUGUGACCUUUUUUAGACAAGCGAUGCGAACAGUCAUGGCACACAUUAUACUGUAUGUUUAUUUAUUAUUACCAUAUGGUAUUAUACAAUUUUGAGAGGUUAAAGUAAUAUUCUGAGAUUACUUUGUAUUAUUUUGGGCGUUCCUGUGUAACCUGGUCUGGGUAUGGCAGUUUCUGAUGAACUUCUCAAUUAAAUGUUUAAUGUUUUUCAGUGUUUCUGUCUGCCCUUCUUAAAGAAAUUUUCAGUAAUGUUUACAUUUUCCACCUCUUUGGUCUAACACUGUGUUGAACGUCCACUUGCUACUGGUGUUGACGCUGGUUGCCCUGAUAUCGUUUUUUUAAUUUGUUAUUUUUCAGUUUAGUUACUUUUUCAUUUAAAAAAAAAAAAAAAAAAGAUUAAAAAAUGUAAUAUCAUGUUAACAUGGAGAGGUGAUUGCCAGUACAGUUGUCAGGGCCAUAAAGAGCAAUCCUAAAUAGGUUUUUGUUUUUUUAAUUUGUUAUUUUUCAGUUUAGUUACUUUUUCAUUUAAAAAAAAAAAAAAAAAGAUUAAAAAAUGUAAUAUCAUGUUAACAUGGAGAGGUGAUUGCCAGUACAGUUGUCAGGGCCAUAAAGAGCAAUCCUAAAUAGGUUUUGUAUCAUGUUUGAAUCAAUGGAAUUGACAUGGCUGGCAAAAUGCCUAUUGCUUUUGUUCAGCUUAUGUAAAUUUUAUUUAAAUAGUCAACUUUAAUACAGCAAACAACAUGGAACCGUAAUAGAAUCCAAAUUAAUUUUUUAUAGGAUAGAGCUUCUGUUAUAAGCCCCUAAUUGCAAAUACGAUUCAUUUUUAAAAAAUCAUUUAAGGUUGCUGAAAAACGAAAGUCUCUGCUGGAUGAGCUUGCCAUCAAGUAUCAGAACGAGUAUGACUCACAUCGUCAAAAUCUGGCAGCAAUGGAAGCCAAGCAAGGUGCAGAGAAUGGCAAAUUGCAAAGUGAGAUUGAGGAAAAAUCUGUGAGUCCGCAAAAUUAAUUGAAUGGAGUUUGAGGAAACUUGAGACAGGCACCAGCAAAACCCUUGAUCUUGGUCUAGUUAAUGUAGAACCAGACACCUGUAGAUAUUGCUUCAAAGCCUGUUUUACUUUUCAAAUGCUACAGAUGUUAAUUAAAUUGUAUAUCUUUUUUCUGCUGCUUUAUGUUAAAGUCUUGAUCAAAUUGGUGGUGAAAGGUUUAAGCAUUUAUAAGGUUCUUGACUCCCUGACAAAGGUCAGAUAUGGCUUUGGAAUUUGGGCUCCUGUGAACCAACGGUGGGUAAUUUAGUGAGUUCAUGGUUCUCAAAAUAAGAUGUCAUGUAUCCGAACUGAAUAAAAACACAUUAUCUAAAUAUGUAAUAUUACCUUGAUGUUUGUAAAUCUACUUGUUAAAACAACAAACCUUUCUAAAAAAUUUACCCUGAACUGCCACGUGUAUUUAACACAUGUAUUUAAGAUACACAAGAUGUCUGUAUGUUGUUUUUUUUUUUUAGAGGAAGCUGAGUGAGCUGCACAGGCAGGUAGCUGUGGUGGAGGAAAUAAACAGGAAGAACCAUUCCUUAGAAGAUGCUAAAGGGUGGCUGGAAAGGAGACUCAGUGAGGUGGAGGUAUGUUAUCAUAGGAAGAAGACAUGAUCUUAUUAGAGGUUACCGGAAAUUUGAUCGAAAGAAAUUUCGUCGACGGUAAAUUGAUCGACGGUAAUUUGAUCGAACGGAAAUUUGGUCGAAUCUUUUUUUCCGUUUGCACGUUGAAAUUUUCGGCAAAUUUCUUUUUGAAUGCACUAUACUAUUUAGUAAAACAAAAUAAUUCGUUCAAAAAGAAAUUUGAUGCAAAAUUGUUACGUAAAAAUUGAAAAGAAGAUUCGACCAAAUUUCCGUUCGAUCAUAUUACCGUUGACCAAUUUACCAUCGACGAAAUUUCUUUCGAUCAAAUUUCCGGAUACGCUUAUUAGAAAGUGGCUCUGUAAAAUGGCGAAAGUUACCAAAAUAAUUUUUUGUGUGUUGUUUUUCAAAAUCUUAAAAUUGGCAAAGUUAAAGAGUGGAGGGAACAUCAAAUUGAACAAAUGAGUGCACUUUUAAAUCUUUUAAUAUGCCUUUUAUUUAAAGGCUUUAAAGAUUUACUGUUGUCCUUACUUGAAUUAAGUAUAAUUUUGUAGCUUUUUUUGUUCUAGUUUUUGUUUGUUAGAGAGCCUUGUGUACCUUUUACUUUUAGAUUCUGUCUUUGUGAGAUAGCUCUUGUACCUUUUAGAUUCUGUCUUUGUGAUAUAGCCUCUUGUACCUUUUAGAUUCUGUCUUUGUGAUAUAGCCUCUUGCACCUUAUAGGUUCUGUCUUUGUGAUAUAGCCUCUUGUACCUUAUAGAUUCUGUCUUUGGGAUAUAGGUUCUUGUACCUUUUAGAUUCUGUCUUUGUGAUAUAGCCUCUUGUACCUUUUAGAUUCUGUCUUUGUGAUAUAGCCUCUUGUACCUUAUAGAUUCUGUCUUUGUGAUAUAGCCUCUUGUACCUUAUAGAUUCUGUCUUUGGGAUAUAGGUUCUUGUACCUUAUAGAUUCUGUCAUUGUGAUAUAGCCUCUUGUAAUUUUUAGAUUCUGUCUUUGUGAUAUAGCCUCUUGUACCAUUUAGAUUCUGUCUUUGUGAUAUAGCCUCUUGUACUUUAUAGAUUCUGUUUUUGGGAUAUAGCCUCUUGUACCUUAUAGAUUCUGUCUUUGGGAUAUAGGAUCUUGUACCGUUAAGAUUCUGUCAUUGUGAAAUAGCCUCUUGUACUUUUUAGAUUCUGUCUUAGUCAAAAACUUUCACCAACUUAAGUUGAUUGUGAUAUCAUUUACCUUUUUAGUGUGUAUAUAUUUAUAACAGGAGCAGCUAUCAACAACCAUAACAUCCUUUGAUGAGGAGAAAGAGUCAUUGACUACACAGCAUGCAGCACAUACAGAGGAACUGAUCACAAGACACAGGGAAGCCAUGAAUACAUGCUUGGAGGAGAGAGGGAAGAUGGAAGAAGACUGGAGGCAAAGAGAGACUGUGCUGAAGGAGGAGCUGGAGGGGAUGAACAAUACAAUCAAUCAGUUAAAGCAGGUACACUCAGACAAUCAUUUCAAUCCAAGUUCAUACUCUGUGAUAUGCUACUGAAUAUACUCAAUUAUAGGUCAACAUUUUUUUAACCAAAAUUUUCGAUAGAAAUCUGGGGUGUGACCUAAUCACUCAUCACAUGGAUCUGAAUAAUGAAGUCCACAGCAGUGUAUCGGUAGACCAGGGACCUAUCAUGGGUCAGUUUUUUCAUGUAUAUUAAAGACUUCUUUGUUUGUGACGAUUGCAUUUCAGUUUUCAUAUUGUUAUGGAAACAUUUUUGUGACAUUUGUCCUUUCAAACAUGUAGCGCCCCAAUCUAAGGGUGCAAACUAUCUGUGAGUCAACUCAAAUGUCCAUUUUGACAAAAUCAAACUUAAGGUACGACCUAUAGGCUAGUAUAUACGAUAAGUAACACUAACAACCCCCCUCCCAAGCCAAACUACUCAGUUACGAAUUGAAGCUGCACCCCAAACAAUGGCUCCAUAAGUCUGGGGGGUGGAUAUCAUUAACUACCUUCUCACCCUCCCCAUCACUCCACCCCCUGGAAGAUAAGGUGUCACUCUAUAAGAGGGAUUAAUGUGGGGCCACUUAGAGACUCAAGUUUAUGACUGAAAUAUCACACUAGGUCAUGGCUCAGAAAGGCUGUUGAUUAUAUUGUACUUAUUUUGAGUUUUUAAAAAUAAUCUCAAUAUGUCUUGUCAUUUGAAAUUAGGAUAUCAGAGAUUCUGAGGAUGACAAAAAGUUGCAUGAAAAGAAAGGAAUCACUAUGGUAAGAUAACACAUUUUUUGUUCUAACUGUAUUUUACUAGUAGUGCAGGUUUAUCAAUUGUGUCCAUCCCAAAGGCUUCUUAAGUGCAUGCUCAUAUAAAAAAAUAUGGCAGAAAGCAUAAGAAAUUUUGGGUUUGCAUGUUGCACCAAUAAUGUUUUUUUCUUAUUCUGUCAGCUUCAAGAUAAAAAUUGAAUCCUCUGGGUAAUUUUUUGAUAUUUUAGUUCAUUUAAAUUAAUAAUUUUGACAUUUCUGGUGAAGUAAGAUUUUUUUUUGUUUUGUUUAAAUGUUGCUGUUCUAAUGUAAAGAAAUUUUGAUUUUUUUUUUUACAUUUCCGCUAAGAACUUUCUUUAUUUUGACUUGAAAUCAGCAUUUUCACUUUGUAGAUAAAAGAUUUAAAACGCCAACUUCACGCUGAGAGAAAAAGAGGGGAUAAACUUCAGGCAAAACUACAAGAAGUUUUAUCAGAAGACACCAGCAAAAGUAGGUUUAGCAAUACAUUUGUUUUGACUAUUUGCAUUAAAUAUAAAAAAGUUCUUUUGUGUGUUUUUGAUAAUAUGAUAGCAGUGUUUUAUUUUGAGUUGUUUAAAUACUGAUGAAUGAGUGGAUGUAAAUCAACAAAGUAAGCAGUUUUCAAUUGGUCAAUAUUUAUCCUUUGACUCAGAUAUGGAGGACCUUUUCAGAACGCCUGACAGUGACAUCCUAGAGACAAGGUAAGUACUUAGCCAUUUUUUUAAAAACACUGUUAGUUGGAAUGUUUAAAAAAACAAGGUGGGUUUAAGAUGACUUCUGAUCUCUAUUUGGUUUAAGAUGACUUCUGAUCUCUAUUUGGUUUAAGAUGACUUCUGAUCUCUAUUUGGUUUAAGAUGACUUCUAAUCUCUAUUUGAUUUAAGAUGACUUCUAAUCUCUAUUUGGUUUAAGAUGACUUCUAAUCUCUAUUUGGUUUAAGAUGACUUCUAAUCUCUAUUUGGUUUAAGAUGACUUCUAAUCUCUAUUUGGUUUAAGAUGACUUCUAGUCUCUAUUUGGUUUAAGAUGACUUCUAAUCUCUGUUUGUUUUAAGAUGACUUCUAAUCUCUAUUUGGUUUAAGAUGACUUCUAAUCUCUAUUUGGUUUAAGAUGACUUCUAAUCUCUAUUUGGUUUAAGAUGACUUCUAAUCUCUAUUUGAUAAGAUGUGUAUUUGCUGCCACUUUAAGAUAAUGGCAUCUUAGAUGAAGUCAUUUAAUCCUACUUGUCAAUGGGGGGGUCAUUUGCUUCUACUAUAGCAUACACAUCAUUUAUAGAAGCUGAAUGGACUUUUAAUGUAACAAAUACUUUGUAUUGUUUGUAGCUCACUUUCAUCCUGGGGGGCUGGUGCAAGUGGACUGGGCAAAGAUUCAGUAGCAAGUGGACCUCAGGUGAGAUGAGAAGCUUGAUGGAAUAAAAGCAAUUUUUUCUCAAUGAGUUUUUAUAAUGCUUUAUUUCUAAUGAGUUGCACUAUUCUUUUCUGUUACUGUUAGAAUAAAAUUAAAAAUAGAAAAUUAAUUUUUAGGGCUCUACAAUAAAUUCCCUUGCUUGUGCCUCCGCUGAAUACAUCAUAUCCGAGAAAUACUUUGCCAAAUGUCAAGAUUGAACAGCUAGAUUUGGAAUUUUUAAUGGACUGAUGCAUUGGACUCUUCUUAUAUCAUCAGUGAAUGUAAAACUUAAAGAUUGUUUUUUAAACACAAGGAAACAAUCUCAAACACAUUAUCAGAAAUGAAAAUGGAUGUGGAGGGAUAAUUCUGGUUUUAAAAAAUUUGGCAUCUGUGUUUUUCAAGAGAAACAAUGGUUUAGCUUUUGUUGGCAAUGGUGAAUCCACGAGGCUUGGGACGUACCGUACACCCUAAGUUAUUUCAAUUACACCGUAAAAAAUAUUUAUCUGAUUUAGAAAUGUGUAUUAAAGUAUUAAAUUCCUGGAAGUUGUACUAAAUAGAAAACGUCCACCCGGUAUAGCCCUAAAAAUUGUCCAUAAGUUUAGUAGAAUAAGCCAGAUUCUACCGUUGCAUGUGUUAAGAGUUGCCUGAUUCCUCAGUCACCCACAUCUGCCAACACCAGCCACCACAGUGAGACGAGUGUUGGGGACGAGUACAAUGAACUGCUAAAGAGAGUUGGUUUACUACAGCAGGAGAAAUGGUCUUUGGAGGAAAAGGUGAGCCAAAAACUGUUUCAUUCAGAGCUCAAAGCUACUCAAUUCAGUGCUAAACUUCUCAAAUCUAAGCUUAUUUUAAAAUCGCUAUAUUUUUGGAUGUUAUUUGGGAGAAUAAUAGUUUCAGAGUCAUCAUUUUUUAUGUUGUUAUGGUUUCAUUUAAAGAAAAGGUUAUUUAAACAAAAAAUGUUUUACAAAAAUAAUUAAUUGUUAUGAAAUUAUCUGAAAUAAAAUCAUUGGCAGCGAUGUAUGCAGAUGACCGAUGCAAUAAACAUAUAGUUACUAAAGGGAAAGGUACACUUACAAAAUUAAGGUCUCUUAAGGAAAAUCUCAGUUAUUAUAAAAAUGACCAGCUGCUGAAUGUAUUGCUCAUGAUUCCCCCCCAAAUAGAUCCGGGUCCCUAAAUUUUAUUCAUCAUAACCAAAAAGUACCAGACCAGUGACCUGUUUGCUUAAAAAUGCUGUUUCUGUCCAUCCCAUCCCAGGUCAGCCAUCUGGAGACCAGCAAUGCAUGCAUGGCUGAAGAUAUUCUGAGCAAGACGUCCAUCAUUGAGCACUACGUCAUGCAGAGUCGCACAGGUACAAUCAUUAUGAUCCUGAUAUAAGAUGUUGUUCUGUUAAAUUUUUUUAAAUGUUAAAAUGCCUACAGCUUCAAAAUUUUGCAUUCGCUGGAGACGACCAAUUUUUGUUAAUUUUACAGAAUUUUUCUGUCAGUAUUUUUAAACUUAAGAAAGUGAUGAAGAUUCAAAUUUUGGUGAUAUUGAUGAUUUGAAUUAUUUACUUUUUAAAAUGGCUGUCCAGGUCCAAGGGCCAGUAACUCUCAUGAUGACAAGCUGAGCCUGAAAAAAGUGAUGGACCUUGUCAACAAAAACAGUGAGCACACACAACACACGCAGGACAUGAACAAGAAGCUACAGAGCAUGUUGGAGGAGACACUGACUAAAAAUAUGCAUUUACAGCAGGUGAGCUCAAAAGUGCAUUGCUGUUGCUUAAAAAUAGAUUGCUAUCUUAAGCUUGCAAUUAGGACUGGGAAGUGAUCUGGGAAAUACCGAUGUUGGUAAAUGAUACUCUUUUUCAGAAGCAUGAAGCCCUAUGUUUGAAAAAUAGAGGGGACAUCUUCUAUAAUAAACCCCUCUCCUUAAUAUAACUCAUUAAAAGAAAGGUUGAGGGUUCUUUUUAAAACAAUACUUUAUAUUUACUUCGCUUUUGUUCAUGGGUGGCAAAAUCUUUGGACUGCUAAUUCACCCACUUCCCAUCAAUCUACCGAGCUGAAAUUUGGCACAUAGAUUCAUUGCGGAUGACAACAAAUUCUAUCAAUUUUCAGCCCCAACCCCAAAAAUCAGUUUUUCCUCUUUUUUUUUAAGGGGUAGAUGAAGGAUAUAUGGUGACACUGAUAACUGCGCUAAAUAAGAUUCUUUAAAAAAAAAUAUAUUGCAAGUGCAUUUGGUGUAUAAUAUUUUGUUUUUUUCUGCAAUAGUCGGUGAAAUAAAUUUGCAGUGUAACAGCAGAUGCGUCAUUAGAAUAUUAUUAUAGUUCAGGGGCAUGAAAAAAAUAUGAGGUGGGGUGGGUUUUUUUGUCCACAAAUUGGGAUUCUUAAAUGCUUGUAUGCAUCUUUUGUCAAUUUUUCAGCCCCCACAUUGUUCAAUAGUACAUUUUAUAAAGGCUUUAUACUUCAAAUUAUUUUUAGGGCUUUUAUGGGAAACAUGUUUUUUAUCUCUUUUGUUAUAAAAAAGCGUCAUGUUUUCAGGGAUAUAACUCUUUCUCUCCGGAAUUAUUUUCCUCGUUCUGACAAAUUAUUAAAUUUUGCAUAUUUGUUAGACACUACUAAGCUAUCUCUAAACCAUCAUAACUUUUUUGUUUUUCAUCAGAAAAUGUUAAGUUUGGUAUGGAAUAAAAGGGGAAUGUAUGCCCUAUACAAAAAAAAAAAAAAAAAAAAAAAAAACAAGAGAAAAAAAAAAAAAAAAAAAAAAUAAUUAUAAUUUAAGAAAAAUAAAAAAAAAAAAAAAAAAAUUUUUUUUUUUUUUUUUUUUUUUUUUUUUGUGACUUGUGUUUAAAGUUUAAUAUAUAAAUGUGAUUAUCAUUUAAGGACAAUAAAUAUAAAAAAAAAAAAACAACAACUCACCAACUGUUCACAAAACGCUCAUUCCAAGUCACAUGAAGAGAAAUAUACAAUCCAAAGUGUAAAAAAAAUGUGUUUUUUUUCUGAACUAUAUCCAUAUGUGCAUCACAAAUAAUAAAGGUCCUCUUAAAAAAAAGAAAAAAUUAAACACCAGAGCACAUUAUCCAUUGUCACCGUCACACAAAAAAAUUUGCUAAAAAAAUUUAACUAUUGCCACUGGAAACAAUUUGUUGCUAUUAUAAAAUAUUUGCACUGUAUUCUUGUAUGUACUAACAUUUAUUAUGGUAAAUUUACCAUAAAUUUUUCAUAUCUUUCCAUCUGGGUUUAGCUAUUUUAAGCCUAAAAAACAAUCCAUAUGGAUGUGCACUUUAGCUGGGGGCGGGGCUGGUUGUUCGUCAGCCGAUGAAUUACCAAUUUCAUUAUUUCGUCACUCGUUUUACUAAUACUAGUACUAGGAUUAUAAUUAUACGAUUCAACAGAAUCAGCCUCUGCAUUUGGAAUCAUAAAAUCACUAUCUGAAUCAUCAUCAGAGUAAUAUUUUCAACCUUUAUUAGAUCGAUCACCAGAUGAGUCAGGUCAAGAUUUCAUGUUUGUAAACAAAAAUAAAAUGGACAUUCAAAACAACCGCUUCAAACACUUCGUUCUAUGUAAAACCUCGUUCAAACACAGAAAAACCGGAUAUUUAUACAAAGGGAAAUCAUUCUAGAAUUGAUUUAAAAUAAUUAAAUACCAAUAACUAAGAAAAGAACAGAAAUAAACAGGUUUUUAUACAUCGAUGAUCCCAUCACCGAUACGCUAAAAUCUUCAUCUCAAAUCGACGAUGGGAGCGUUGUUCCGAAGAGAAAGAGUUAAAGAAAUGUUCCUGUCAUAUUAACUUUGUUCUGCUGCAACAUUUGUUUACCAUGAAAAGUUGCAUUCAUCUAUAUAUUAUGACAACUUUUUUUUCCUUCACUUUCUUUUUCACUGUAGGAUCUUGAGUUUAUGUCCCAAGAAGUUGUCAGACUCAGCAAGUUGUCGGCACAGCAAACCGCAGCAGACAUCCCGAAACCCACCCGCUUUAAGGAAGCAACACCACCAACUUCAUUAUCCCUGACAUCCACCUUCACCUCCCCCUCGCCAAACAACCCGGCCGGCAGCAACGAGAGAGAGAGCAGCGUAACCUCCGAUGACAACUUUGAGAUUGUUUCCAAGGCCCAGGCCAUGGAGUGUGAUGCUGAAGGUAGUUUGUUGGCAGAAAACGAAGAUUCCAGUUUGUGAUAUUUGUGUAGGUAACAGAUGGGGUUAGGUCAGGGUGCAAGUUUGUUGGUUCCUGUUGUUUUUUGUUUUGUUUUUUAUUUCCCCAUCACAUUGUUCUUGGAGAAUAUAUAUUUGUUUGGGUCUUGUUUGACUAAGCUCUACAAUGUAGUCCAGUCUCAUGAUGAGGCUAUUAGAUUUCUGCUGUAUGAUUUAAAGAUUGUGAGAUGGGAUGUGUGCUUGGUAUUGGUGGUGCAUCAUUGAAAGUCGUGCAAACAUCAACGUGUUACCCUGCCUUACAUUCUGAGUUACUGACAGUUUUGUCAGAUGAAGUUAUUUAAGAAGUCUUAGGACAGUGGUGCACAACCUUUUUUGGUAAGACUCUUUUAAAGAGUUCUUGAUAUUAUUUGACAAUGUGACUUUUAAACUGUCCCAGGUUAGGAUUUCAACCGCUGUUCCCUGGUUAUAAACAGUGUUUGAGAAGCUGAUUCUGGCACUUAUGUUGGAAAAUAUUUAUAUUCCUAUCAGUGAUGUAAGGUCAGAUAAGUCAUGCUUUUGACAACACAUGCAGCACAACAUGAAAAGACUUUACAAAAUAAUUGGAAUGAUAAGAUGUCAUCUCAAGUUUUCCUUGUAAGAGCUCAAGAGUGUUGCUCAGUUUUGUUUGAAAUUGGGUCACGUUUCAAUAACCGCUGUUGACCUCUGACCCUGCCCAUAAAUAAUUCAACACUGCUCAUGAUCAAAGUAAACAAUAAGGAAACCUCCUGGGAAAAAUCUCGUUAAUACUGAAAGACAACAUUGUAACAUAGGGGUGUUCCAUAUUUGUAUGUAAAAGUGACAACUUCAGUCAAUGGGUUAUAUGUGUAUAAUUCAAUUCCAAUAGAUAAAUGGCAGCGCACAAACUUGAUCUAUGACAUAUUAUGUCAAGUGAGUAUUAGGAUUAUUGGUUGGGGAUUGUGUCAAUGUUUUGAUGAAUGUGAAGAGCUUCAGCUUGUUUCGUCUCAUUUGAUCAAAUGUAAAAUACUCAACAAAGUUAUCACAAUGAAUUUAUGUGGACAUGAUUUUCCUACUUCUGGAUAUUUAAAUACAAAAAUGUCAGUUCUUAUUUAUCAAAACGCAUUCAUAUUUGUUAACAUUAUUUACAUUUUGCUUUCAAAGAGUAUAUAUUAUGUAAUGUCCUCUUUGUAAUUUAUUUGUGUGAUUCUAGUGGGUUAGCUUGGCUAUGCAACAAUUGGCUCAGUUGUUUGGGUUCAGUGCCAAAGGGGGUGUCAUUGUUAGCCUUAGUCAUCAUUGCUUUUGUUGAAAUGGCCAUCGGUAAAAUUCAUGCCUUUAUUUCUAAAAAUUGAAUGAAACAAAGAAUUUCACUAGAAUCGGUUAAAAGAAAUUAAUAUAUUUAUUUUUUUUAAAAUGAUUUUGAUUGGCACCCGGUAAUCUCAUUAAUGGUGCUGGAAAAUGUUUUACAGCUUGCACCACAGUCAUCUUUUUGAGAGAACCAAGAAGAUUCAGACUUCUGGUUAUCAGCUUAUCAGCAUGGACCUAAUUAAUAAUGACUUCAUAACAUGUAUAGUUCAUUAAUUGUUCCUCUUGAUGAAAUACCUCUGUAAAUGUGCCAAGAUUAUUUGAGCCAUAUAGACAUUGAUGUAAACCACUACUGGAUCAAAGACUCAAUCCAGGGUGCCGGCACUUGAAGGCUGUCUAUAACCAUCUCAACAGGGUGGUGUCAAAUAGUCCUGUUAAGAAUGUUCCGUGGAAUAUCUAGGAGGAAAAUUUGUUUUGUCUUUUUUGUUUGAUUACAUCAUGUGUGCCAUUUUAGUUUGUUCAAACAUAUGGUGCCUCUAUAUUGGAAAUCUUGGGAGGUAUAACUACCAUGUUCAACAUAAGAUGUUUGCUGUUAUUGAAGUUGAGUUAACAGAACUACAUGAAGGGACGAUGUUUAAUUUGGUGACAGCAUGUAGAGUGACAUCAAUGGAGGGUUGUCCCAACUGUAGUGUGGAGUACAAAGAUUUGGUGGUGUUUUUUUUACUCAGCAUGUCACCUUUCUCUAGUUGAUUGUCAUUGUUGUGUCUUGUACAUAUAAAUAAUGGCCUUAGGGGAAAGUAAGCAGACAUUAUUUGGAACUCAUAAGGGACGAAGUAAGCUUCUGUAAUGUUAGGUGUAUGCUAGGCAGUCCCUCAAAGUUGUGUAGUGAUAGAGUAAACAUACUGGUGACACCUCUGGUCAACAUUGAUGAUGGACAGAUUCUUAUUCAUGUUGCUCUUGGGCAGAAGUAAUAGUUGUUUUUCCUAUAAAAAGGGUGUUUAUCUGGUCAAGUGUCAGACAUUGAAAUUUAUCUCAAAACAUUUUACUGUUGAUUUUUUUAUGUUUGUAUUCGGGAGCUAUAGAUUGAUUGGAACAGUAGGAAGUCCUGGUCUAAGAUUUAAGUCAUCAUCUAAAAUCAAGUACGCUUAGAUCCAUAGUGCUUACUAAUCUCAUGCUGGACACAUUUAAUGUCUCAUAUAGAUAGAUAGAUAGAGACAGCCUCCAUGAGAUUUUAUAUUUAUCGGAAAACACAGGGAAAUGUAAUUGAUUCUGACUUAUUUUUUUGGUUUCAUGUUUGCACCUGACAGCUGAUUGAUGUGACCUGACCUAUUAUUUGUCAGAUGCUCUUUUAAACACUGUCUUUUGUUCUGAUUCAGUUUAUUAUUUUUUUUUCUACAUUUAAUUCCUACAGUUUCAUGGCAUUGUCAUAAAUUCCAUGGAUUUUGUUUUCUCUAAAAUUCCAACUACCCAAAGCAAUAUUUGCUGUUUCUGAUAUUGCCUUAUUUCCUUUGCACAUUAAAUAGACUUUUCAAGUAUUAAUGGCGCCAAACAUGUUUUCAAAUGUACGGGCCCCCAAAUAACUGAAUACUUUUUACUUUUAUUAAAGUGUGUUGCUAUGAAAAGCAUUAUUAUUAAGUUUGAAGAAAAAAAAUUUGGGGGUAGAGUGGUCAGGAGGACUUUGUUCCUAGAUGCUGACAUCAGGAUUUCAAAUGUGGCCAUCAUUUAGUUUUCUUUAGUUACUUUUAAUAGUCUUCAUUGCAUUUUUGUCUGUUUGUUACUGGUGAUUUCAUCAACAUAACUAAUAUAAUUCAAUGUCAUGAAAUCAGAAGAAAAUUUUAUACUGCUAAUUCGUGCCAUUGUGUAGGGUUUAUGAAAGGGAGUUGCGGCC